Messenger RNA from Marmota monax (woodchuck), 615 nucleotides. RefSeq names its product fatty acid-binding protein, heart-like. NCBI's taxonomy places the organism in Eukaryota, Metazoa, Chordata, Mammalia, Rodentia, Sciuridae. The coding region runs from base 32 to 439 and encodes 135 amino acids. Gene Ontology annotation, biological process: fatty acid transport. Gene Ontology annotation, molecular function: fatty acid binding. The transcript has 2 exons. The record is from RefSeq and is a predicted model, not a curated record. Gene Ontology annotation, cellular component: nucleus; cytosol.
AGCUUGCUUCUCAGCCUAGCCCAGCCUCACCAUGGUGGACGCCUUCAUGGACACCUGGAAACUAGUGGACAGCAAGAAUUUCAAUGACUACAUGAAGUCACUUGGUGUGGGCUUUGCUACCAGGCAAGUGGCCAGCAUGACCAAGCCCACUACAAUCUUGGAAAAGAAUGGGGACACCAUCACCAUCAUCUUAAAAACACAGAGCACCUUCAAGAACACGGAGAUCAGUUUUCAUCUGGGGAAGGAGUUUGAUGAGACUAUAGCAGAUGACAGGAAGGUCAAGUCCACUGUGACGCUGGAUGGAGGAAAACUUGUCCACGUGCAGAAGUGGGACGGGCAAGAAACUACACUUGUGCGGGAGCUAAAUGAUGGGAAACUCAUCUUGACACUCACCCGUGGCAGUGUAGUGUGCACUCGCACUUACGAGAAAGAGGCAUGACCCACCAGCACUGUCACUGACUGUUCCUCUGUCAACUGGCCACCCCUGGACUAAGCACCACAUUGCCUCAUUUUUUUCCUCUAGCAUUUUGUAUAAACCUACUUUGGGGAAUUCUUCUGGGAUCAGGUGACACCAGCCUGGAUUCCCAGUUUCCAUUGUGUAUGUAUGUGUUUCUU